AGCACCACAAUAUCAAAUCAGGCAGCUGCAAUAAACAAAAAAAGCAAAAAGGCGCAGCUCGACUUCAUAGAAGCAUCUUUUGUGAACUCUGCGUGCCGUGUUGAGGGUUUCUGUACACCGCCAUGGCGCGAUUUCUGUAGAACAGUGUUGUAUGAUUUGUUUUUGAAUCUCGGUUUUGUAAGACGCCGCUGGCGACUGUUUAUAUUGUGUUUUUGUCCGGAUCUCAACAGCUCAUUUCUACCAGUUUCCCUGAGACUUGAGCUGAUCUGCUGCUGUUAAGGAUGUCGUCUCUCGGUCAAACGCAAAGAAGCGCGGUUCAGGAUCCCGGAGCAGAUAUUCACAAUCAAGAAAACAUGCUUUCACGACUACGAGGCGCAGCAAAGAACAGAAUUGAAAAUCGGGAGAAUGUCAACCCUAAACCAGGCAACAGGACCGUCCUGGGCGCGCUGGAGAACAAUCAGCGCAGACCGCCUGUACUGCGCGCCGCUAAACAGGUCUCUGGGCCCCAAAUAACUGCAUGCAAAUCUGAAGAACAUGGCAGUUUUGGAGAGAAGCCCUACACCAGGCCACCUGCUUUUCAGAUCCAUGUGGAUGAGCCUGAUGGUGCAUGCUCCAAGAAACAGUGUACCCAAAGAGCAACCAUGGCUUGCUCCCCUCUCACACUAAAUCCCACUGUGACCCGCCUAAGACAGCCCCUCGCCACUAUCGAUCUGCCAGUGGAGGCCAGUUUUGAUUCUCCAAUGGAUAUGUCAAUAAUUGAUAGUGAGGAGAGGCCCACAAAUGUCAAUGAGGUCUCGGAUUAUGCAGCAGAAAUACACGCACACUUGCGGGAGAUGGAGAUCAAGUCAAAACCAAAAGCAGGUUACAUGAAGAAACAGCCCGACAUCACAAACAGCAUGCGAGCCAUUCUGGUGGACUGGUUGGUGGAGGUGGGAGAGGAGUACAAGCUCCAGAAUGAGACCCUCUACCUGGCCGUGAACUACAUUGAUCGCUUCUUGUCUUCCAUGUCUGUCCUGAGAGGAAAACUACAGCUGGUGGGCACAGCUGCUAUGCUCUUGGCUUCGAAGUUUGAGGAGAUCUACCCCCCGGAGGUAGCAGAAUUUGUUUACAUCACUGAUGACACCUACACAAAAAAACAAGUGUUGAGAAUGGAGCAUCUGGUGCUGACGGUUCUCUCGUUUGAUCUUGCUGCUCCAACAAUCAAUCAGUUCCUCACCCAGUAUUUCUUGCACCAGCCUGUGAGCAGCAAAGUAGAGAGCUUAUCAAUGUUUCUUGGUGAGCUGAGCUUGAUCGAUUGUGACCCAUUCCUGAAGUACCUCCCAUCUCAAACUGCUGCUGCAGCUUUCAUUCUGGCCAACCACACAAUUGCAGGAGGAUCAUGGUCAAAGGCAUUUGUUGAGAUGACUGGCUACACUCUGGAGGAUCUUAUGCCGUGCAUUCAGGAUCUACAUCAGACCUACCUCGGUGCUGCUCAGCACACACAGCAGGCAGUUAGGGAGAAAUACAAGGGCUCAAAGUACCAUGAAGUCUCUCUCAUUGAGCCUCCAGAGAAGCUGAUGCUGAACUAACCAGCCCAUCAAUAUUGUUCAUUUGUUCCAUACCUCCAUGGGAAUUGUGCACACACCUUUUGAUGCUUUAUUUCCAUUACUCCAAUAACUGAAGCCAUAGCCUCAAUUUUGGGGGAAUGGUGAGAUCUUGGUGAAUUUUUAUUUUUUUCAGUCCUUCAGGAUUGAGCCCUUUUUUUGUUUUAUGCUUGAUACAGAUAUUUGUACAGUAGGUAAUCAAGCAUUGUUUUAACAUUUUCAGUGUCCAUUUUCAUGAAAAACUCCAGCAAUGCACUUUAUCCUCUUUUACACUGUUAAGUGACCCCUUUUAUAUCUUAAUAAAAGUGCUGCUGGCCUUUAA
This is a messenger RNA of Carassius carassius (crucian carp), 1905 nucleotides long. RefSeq names its product cyclin-A2-like. The record is from RefSeq and is a predicted model, not a curated record. Gene Ontology annotation, cellular component: nucleus; cytoplasm; cyclin A2-CDK2 complex. The coding region runs from base 282 to 1568 and encodes 428 amino acids. Gene Ontology annotation, molecular function: cyclin-dependent protein serine/threonine kinase regulator activity. NCBI's taxonomy places the organism in Eukaryota, Metazoa, Chordata, Actinopteri, Cypriniformes, Cyprinidae. The transcript has 9 exons. Gene Ontology annotation, biological process: regulation of cyclin-dependent protein serine/threonine kinase activity; mitotic cell cycle phase transition.